CUCGCCGUCUCUGCAAGAUUAACGAUGGCAGUUUGCACGCACAGCUACUAGAAGAUUUACAUCUGUCAGACAGGUUGCUGACGUCGUCAAGCUUCGUUUGAGUCUGCGCGUCAGAAACGGAAGUGCUAAAAAAUGCUAAAACUGGGCUUCAUUUGUCUCAAUUGAGUUCCAAUGGGGUCGCUGUGUGCAUUUCUUUUACUGUCUAUGUAAAAAACACUAUACAUCUGUUCAGUCCAAACAUUUAAAGGCGACCCGGAGGAAGACUCGUGUACCGGAAGUAGAAGGUGUAGUUCCACCCCGCGCGGGCGAAUUUGAAAGAAGAGCAGAUUCGUUUACACUCGAAAACAGAGAAACUUGUUUUUAUGUAAUUCCACAUAACGUUGACAGAACGUUUAACGGAUUGGUCAGUGUUAGGAAAACAAAUGCGCAGCUCUUGUAUGUUGUGAUCGUUAGCUUAGCUUCGUUUAGCUUAGCAAGAUGAGCAUCAAAGCCGAGCGAGUAUCGAUGAAGAGCGGCGCUGGAAGCAGAAAUUCAGAUGGAAGAAGAUCCAGCAGGUUAUUAUCCCUGUCUCCUGAAGCUGAGGCUCCAGCUGUGGCUGUGAAGCGGUCAAUCACUGUCAGGAAGAUUGCUCCCAGGAAAACUCAGGCGCUGUGUGACAGUAACAAGGAGAAUGUGUCUGGAUCAUCUGCAGUGGUGAAGUCGUCUCCAGCUGCAGCAUCGGUCCUCUCGCCCGUCCCGCCUCCUCCGUCUCCAUCAUCUGUGUCUGCUCUGCACAGAGAGCCGGAGCAGGACCCCGUCUGGCCCCUACGAGUGCGGCGCUCCUACAGUCGCCAGAGUCCGGGGGACCGGUCCUUCGGCAGCCCAAACGCCCGUCCUGCUCCUCCCUCUUCUCACAACACCCCAGACACCCUGUUUGGUUUCGAGAGGCUUCAGACGCCAGAGGUGAUGCGCACUGCUGCUGUGGGCUCCUUCCACCUCUCCGCUGCGGAUGACAACGUGUCCCAGCCUCCAGAGAUCGAUCCUAACAUCCCCGGUGUGUGUCUGGGGAAGAAGACGGCCAGGAGGAAGCGUGUCCAACAGAUGAAGGUUUGUAGAAAUGUAGCACUGCAUCAGUGUCUCAUCAAUGGAUGCUCUGCAGUGAAUGGGUGCCGUCAGAAUGAGAGUCUGAUAAAAACAUCCCAAUAAUCCACAGCACUCCAGUCCAUCAGUGAACAUCUGGAGAAGACACAAGAUGAAACACAUGUAAUGAAGCUGUAGUGCAGCGCAGGGUUUCCUGGAUGUGAAGCACAGAUGCAGCACACAUCUCUCAUUUCUACUUCAGCCAAUAGAAUUGCAGGACUGCCUUUCAAACAGCACUCUCUCUUCACAAACACCUGUUUAUUUGCUCUGAUCCGUUGUGAUUUUUGUCCUGCUCUUUCAGAUGUCGGAGCUGGACCUUCUUGCCGCGGAGAUGAAUGCAGAGUUUGAGGAAGCAGAAAGUUUUGAACUGUUUGUUGAAUGAAGAGCCACGCGCUCGGGACAUUCCCACGUCACACUGCUUCGUUAUCGUCAUCGCGUUUACUGCCCUUAAAUCUGAUCUGAACGCUUGUUUUAAGAGUUAGUUGUUCUGAUAUAAUCACAAUGCUGCAUUCAUCAGUUAAUCUUUGAAUGACGUCCGCUGAUGAAAAAACCUGUAGUGAUUUUAUUUGUUUUUUUCUCUUAUUUGAUUUACCCCAGAUCUCCUGGUAGAUGGUUCAUGUUUACUACAUGACUGUAGUGUUCUACUGUUUGAAGAAGAAGCGUUGUAAAGCAGUAGUAGCCUGUCAGAGCUGAAAGUGUAUAUAACACAGGCAUACUGCAUUUCUGUUCAUACUAAAUGACAUCAUGUUUAAAAUAUCUAGAUGAGUUGAUCUAUAAAUCUUUAGAUGUGUUUUAUAUCAGAGUAAGUGUCUAAAUAUAUUAAUGUAGCCUUAUUUAACAUUGUCUACUUUGUCUUGUCCUUUUUUUGUCAUUAAAUUGAAGCGUUUUGUAAUUUCCUGUUUUAUGUUUUCCAGAUUGUAAAUAAAGCCUGUAUUUGUAAAAAGAAAAAUGUUAGAUUUUUUUUUUUUUUAAUAAAUGCAGCUUUUAUUGAGAUUAGACAGUUUGUUUUGUUUGUUUUUGUUUUAUCAGUCAUGGAUGUAUCUAAAUAAGCAACAUAAGAUAUUUUUUUUUU
This is a messenger RNA of Carassius gibelio (silver crucian carp), 2191 nucleotides long. RefSeq names its product sororin-B. The transcript has 5 exons. Lineage: Eukaryota; Metazoa; Chordata; Actinopteri; Cypriniformes; Cyprinidae. The record is from RefSeq and is a predicted model, not a curated record. Bases 478 to 1185 code for a protein of 235 amino acids.